Molecule: messenger RNA, 927 nt
Organism: Effrenium voratum
Lineage: Eukaryota; Dinophyceae; Suessiales; Symbiodiniaceae
Source: the annotation of a GenBank genome assembly
AUGCGAUGCCUUCACCUGCUCUGGCUACUGUGCCUGGCCUGCGCAGGCGCAGCGGAGGAGUCCGAGGUGGACAGGGGGUUCUGGCACAUCUCGAAGAUCUUUUGGGGCUGGAUGCUCGGCGUGGUCGAUGUGACCCCUGAGGAGAUGAACAAGGGCCGUGUGCGUCAGCCAUUGAAGAUCAUCGGCGCUGGCUUCGGUCGCACGGGUACCUCAUCCAUGGCUAUGGCCAUGGAGCGCUUGGGCUACCGACCGUACCACUGGGUCGAAGGCAUGAUGACCAUGGGCCACAUCGGCCUUUGGGCGAACUGGUAUAGGGCGGUCCACGCAAAUAAGCAGCCGGCCAUCGAUAUUGCCUUCAAUAAAGUCUCGGAGGCUAUCGCCGAUGGAGGCUUCAACGUGACCUUGGACUUCCCCGCGUGCCUAGCCUUCGACUCUUUCAUGGACAAGUACCCGGAUGCAAAGGUGCUGCUGACAGUCCGGUCCUCGGGCGAGUCCUGGGCCAAGUCCGUUCUGGCCGGCGUGAUUGACAUGACCUGGUCAGCCCAAGGGCGGCUAUUCGAUCUGACGCCGCGGCUGAACGACAUGAGGCUGGUGGUCAUGGGGGGUUGGCCACUGAUCGGCCAAAACUUCAGCACCGCCAGCGAGCUGCCCAACGAGACGUUGUUGGCAAGCGUCUAUGAAAACUGGAUCGUGAAGGUAAAGAAGACCGUGCCCCCGGAGAAGUUGCUCAUCCACGAGGCGAAGGAUGGCUAUGGCCCGCUCUGCAAGUUCAUGGAGAUACCGGAGGCGGAAUGCCCCAAGGAGCCGUACCCUCACCUCAACGCCAGCAAGGAUCAGUGGAUACAUCGAAUAAUCACCUACAUCUUUAUGCGCCGCGGCUGUGAAGUCGCUCCAAGCUCCCAGCGAGGACUUCCCAGCACAGAUUAG